Molecule: messenger RNA, 5641 nt
Organism: Spirodela intermedia
Lineage: Eukaryota; Viridiplantae; Streptophyta; Magnoliopsida; Alismatales; Araceae
Source: the annotation of a GenBank genome assembly
AUGUCCACGGCUUCCGCCGACGCGUCUCCGGCGCGUGGAGCUCAGCCGGUAUGUGAUUCCUUCUUGUUCUUUUUUAUUUUUUUAUUUUUUUUUGAAAUCGUCUCUUCUCUUAAUCUCUCUGUCUCUCCCUUCGAUCGGAUUGUCCCCUUCCGAUCGCGACAGCUGGCGGUGAGGAACCUCAUCAACGGGGAGUUCGUGGAGUCGCGCUCGGAUUCACUCAUUGAUGUCAUCAAUCCCGUGCGUGCAUUUUAUCUCUUCGUAUUGAAUUAUACCCGUCCGUGAAUGCUGAUGCUGAUUGGAUGAUAAUCUCGGUUGCUCCAGCUUCCUUUUCUCAGAUGAUCUAGUAAUUCUUCUUGUUAAUUGUUGCGGCAGGCUACCCAAGAGGUGGUUUCGCGUGUCCCUCUAACUACCGAGGAGGAGUUCAAGGCAGCUGUAUACGCCGCUAAGAGAGCGUUUCCCGCAUGGAGGAACACCCCAAUAACAGCACGACAGCGGGUCAUGUUCAAGUUUCAGGAGCUCAUCCGGAGGGACAUGGUUCGCAUUUACGACGGAUCUCGAUUUUCUGUUAUCUCUUGGUGGAUCUUUCCUUCCUGAGACAUGAUUGUGACUUUUUUUCUUGUUUGUGCAGGAUAAGCUUGCGCUGAACAUAACAACAGAACAAGGAAAGACCCUACGCGACGCACAGGGAGAUGUUUUCCGCGGGUUAGGUCUGUUUUCUAACCGUUAUUCCCUGCAAUUAUCCUGUUUCCUGCGUAAUUUUGUGGCCGAUAAACUUCUGCCUGAACCCUUUCUCUGCAAUGUCGAUUGAAUUGGAUGUCAUUGCAAGCUGUCUGGGUAGGCAUGAGUGAGCAGAUGAUCUCUUAGGGUGAGAAUAUUGAGUUUUCUUUUGUGAUAUCGUGCAGAGGUAGUGGAGCAUGCCUGUGGAAUGGCAACGCUUCAGAUGGGGGAAUUCGUCUCCAAUGUCUCUCAUGGGAUAGACACCUACAGCAUAAGAGAACCGCUUGGCGUCUGUGCAGGGAUAUGCCCCUUUAAUUUCCCUGCAAUGAUCCCUCUCUGGGUACUCACCUAAACUCUGAGCUCUCCCCUCUCUGGGUGCACUUGGUCACAAGCUCAGCUCUUGGACUUUUCGACCCUUGUUAUUUAGAUUUCAUCUUUGCAUGACUAUCCUUUAACUUCCCAACUUGUCAAAAAAUGUCUUUUCAGCCCGUCUAUUUCAAAACGAUUUGAAGGAAGUCUUGCUUUGAUGGCAUUUGCAGAUGUUUCCGGUUGCUAUUACAUGCGGCAAUACAUUUGUAUUAAAGCCAUCUGAGAAAGAUCCAGGUGAAUAUCCCACAGUUACUGUCAAUCGUUGUGUUUGGGUCUGUAGUAUUAUUCAAAGUUGAAUAAGGCUUUCAUCUUUUUUUUUUCCUGGUAUAUGCAUGAUUAUUGGUUCAAAAGACAAUGGAAAACAACGUGCUACAGAGAAACAGAAGGACAAAAGAAAGAUUUUAAGAUCCCAGCUUGUUCCUUGCUUCUCAAUUUAGCAUUCCUCCGAUUAUAUUACGUCGUUUUGCACUUCAGAGUAGCUUUAUGACCACAAAAUAAUUAGCUCUACCUUAUCUUCUCCAGUAAAAAGGAAGAUUUUUCUAUGUCUAUAGGUUGGUCUGAGUUACUAUUCGGUUGGAUUCCUUUUCAGGGGCGGCUAUGAUUCUCGCAGAGCUGGCAAUGGAAGCAGGUGUACCUGAUGGCGUCUUAAACAUUGUCCAUGGAACUACUGUGAGCUUUGACUUUAUUACACCCUGUUUUUAUGAUUUUCAAAAAGCUUUUCCGUAUCCUUUUUCUACUAUCCAGAAUUAAAUCGCCUCAUGUUGAUCAAGUCUUCUCAUUUUGACUAGGAUACUGUGAACAAUAUUUGUGACGAUGACGAUAUCAGAGCCAUAUCAUUCGUUGGUUCAAACGCCGUAAGUUGAUGUCUUCCGAAUCGUUGUGUACAUGGAAACAUCUUUUAUACUGGGUGUUGUGUUUUCCUGUGCAAAAGCAUAUUUUUUAUUCCUCGCAGUAGAAUGUUCCAUUUGUAUACACCAGUGCACUGUCUUUCACUUAAAAGAAGUUAUAUUUACCGCUAUAUGAACAAGGAGGAAAAAGCCUACAAUGAACAAAGGACAAAAACAUUGCAUGGAUUCUGAGGUGUCUGAGUGAAUCAAGGAACAAUUUUUUAUCCCAAAAUCUUGUCAUAGUCUAUCAAAUUUAAAUGCUUAACUAGUUCUGUUAGGCCGAUGCUGAAAAUCUUAAUUAUGGUAAAUAUUGGAAUCUUCAAAUUUUAGAUAGUUUCAUCAGGUUGUCCAGUCUCCAAACUAACAAUCGUGGCUCAGCUUGUGAUACUUUUGUUCCCCUAUGAUUGGAAAGAAACACACUAGAUCUCCCAGCCUAGAACAACCCUUCUAAACCAUUGCAGAUUUCAGUAGAAUAUUCCAUUGGAUAUUAGUGGUGAGAUACUUCAUUCUCUGUAUGAGCCCUAUGAUUGCACUUCGGGGAAGUGUCAAUACAUUGCUGGCUAGGAAUCUCAUAUUCUUCUCUCGCUUGUGAAGCACAUUGUCCACAUUUUUUUGGGGUAGGCUUUAGGAAUCACCGAAGCUAACAAUCAAUGCUCUUUCUCGUGAACGAUUUCCAGGCUGGAAUGCACAUCUAUGGCAGAGCUGCAUCCAAGGGAAAACGUGUUCAGGUAAGUUUUUUUUUCUUUGCGUAAGCUGUUUCUCUCUAUUCAUUUGGCUAUAUAGAUCCUCAUACACAAGUGAGUGCACACACGUUUAGGAAUGUUUUUAGAUGCAAUUAUCUGAUGUCCGAAUUCUAACCGUUUCAGUCGAACAUGGGCGCAAAAAAUCAUGCAGUAAUCAUGCCUGAUGCAAGUGUUGAUGCUACUUUAAAUGCACUGGUAGCUGCUGGUUUUGGUGCUGCCGGGCAGAGGUGUAUGGCACUUAGCACAGCUGUUUUUGUUGGAGGAUCAAAGCAAUGGUAUAUGGUUCAAGUUUGUUUGUUUUUUUCACAACAGCUAUAGUCAUGAGAUAUUUAGAAACUCAGAUCCUUCAGUGCUGUUAGAUUCAUUUUAUACCCUUUCAUUCUUACCAGGGAAGAUGAACUAGUAAAACGUGCCAGAUCACUAAAAGUGGGCGCUGGAGUUGAGCCUGGGAUAGACCUUGGACCAGUGAUCACCAGACAAGUACGUAUUUCAUAUGAGAAUGGAUUUUCCUUGCCAAUCUUCUUAGUGAACGAUACGUCUAUUGUUUUACGCUAAACUUUGAAUUCCUGUCCUCAAGUUUCUCUCCCCUGUCACUGAACCCAUAACCCCCAAUGUUAGUUUCCCCAACAAAGAUGAGUUUUCGCUUUGCCGGGGAAACUAACCAUUGACUCCCUACCGUAUAGAUCACCCCUCCGUUUCUUUAAAUCGCCGCGGUUCGUUUUUAAUAUGGUCCAUUCCUAAUCCCACUUGUUUCAGAUUUCCUUUUUAUGUUAUGAAUCAUUUAUUUUCCUUUGCGAAGUCUUGCUUCUAUUUAAAUCAUCUGCCCUACCAUGAUCGCGGAAAAUUCAUUACUGGUUCAUGCUGGCAGGCAAAGGAGCGCAUUUGCAGUCUCAUCCAAAGUGGUGUUGCCAGUGGUGCUCGUCUUGUGCUUGAUGGGAGAGAUAUUACGGUAAUUUUCUGCUUGAACGUUAUAAUACCUGUAGUACAUGCACCAGAAUCUUGGAAUUUUUAGAAGCUUGUGUAAAAUCACAACCUAGUAGUUGCAUUAAACAUCACAAGAAAGAUGGAGGCCGUUGCAUCAAACGCAUCCACCUAUCGAGAAAACUUGAAACACGGUGGCCCAAAGAAAGAAAAGACAGCCUAUCAAGAUGAUGAGUGUAUGGAAGGACUCAUGACUUUCAUUUCAAUUUACACAGCCAUUCCUUCGCCCUUGGACGAGAUGUGAUGCAUUAGAUAAACUUGGUUCCAUCAAUCAAAUGGAGAGCUUAUUUCGACUCAGAACACAAAAAUAAAUUUAUGCAGACAGUAUUAAUUGAGAUUUUCGCUAGUAAAGUUCGUGAUACCUGAGACUAACACCUUGACCAGAGAGCAUCUUGCCUCCAAAAUGCCGGUCUUCAAGGAUUUCAUUGAUUUUGUUAGAGCAGACUAGGACAUGCCUGUAUCUUAUACAUGCGUAUCAGUUGCAUGGGUUGAACUAAACAUUUGGAAGUGUAUAAAAAUAACGAUCUGUUUUAUAAUUUGUUGUGAAUUUUAGAAUUAUAUUUAGUGAGAAGCAAGAACAUACGGAUCCCUGCACUAGAUUUCUCAAUGGAAGGAAGGAGAAAAGGUGCACAGGUUGUGCCAGGGGUGGGUGAGUCAUGGAGGUGCUUGGGUAGGGGCAGUGGAUGCUGCCUGGUGACAAAGAGCUUGGAAAUUGGUUUUGUAUUACCAGAUCACGGGCACUAAAGAAUUGAAUUGACUUCUUGUCGAGGGCGAUCAAGUCCUUGGUCUGGUCUCUCACGUUCAUCAGUUGAUUAUUUUCUGAAUUCACGGAAAGAUGUGAGCAGUGCCUUGACUUCUUGGACUCGAAACAGGUCCCUGGCUACGAGGAUGGGAACUUUGUUGGACCAACUAUCCUGGCCGACGUCACGGGCGACAUGAAAUGCUAUGAGGUACCUUUCGAUCGUCUUGCCUAUUCUGACCUGCAUUUUCUGGGAUUAACGAAAUUUUCACGAGACCAAGUCUUUUAGCACCAAUGGAGAGACGGUAUCUCAUCAUUUUGAGAUGAUAAAGUGGGUGAUCUGAUGCUAACAUAAUCGCGUGCCUUUGUGCUAGUGCAGGAAGAGAUCUUCGGCCCUGUCCUCCUAUGCAUGCAGGUAACAAGAGCGACGAGCUGUUAGAUGAGCUUUUUUUUCCCCUCGCUUUGCGUUUCCUCGACAGUGGGAGGAGCUUCUGACCACGAUCCUGUGACGGCAGGCUGAGAGUCUCGAAGAGGCUAUCGAGAUUGUGAACAAGAACAAGUAGCCUGCCAUACCUCGCCCUGUGUCUCUUGGAUUUGCUUCUUCCAUCUCUGACCUCUCGUACCAUAUAUCACAUCGUAUGUCGGUUUGCCGUGGGCUCUCACCGCAGAUACGGCAAUGGGGCGUCCAUAUUCACCACGUCUGGAGUGCACGCAAGGAGAUUUCAAAAUGAGAUCGAAGCUGGGCAGGUUAGUGCCCCCACACGAGUUUUGAAGCCGAUUCAUUCGCUGGUUCGGUCGACGCCUCGCGUGUGCGCCAGCUUUAUUGAAAGCUUCCGUGCUGAUUGAUUGAUUGAUGCAGGUCGGCAUCAACGUUCCGAUUCCGGUUCCCUUGCCCUUCUUCUCGUUCACCGGCUCCAAGGCAUCGUUCGCGGGGGACCUGAACUUCUACGGUACGAUGGGCACGAAUCGCAAUCGCGCACUCUCCCCCCAUCUAUCUAUCUUCCUAUAAAUCUCCUCUCCACUGCCAGGCCGUCGUCCUCAAUUUUAACAUCCGGGGUGCUGAGUUUUGUGAUGUGUUGCGUGUGUCUUCCGCAGGGAAGGCGGGAGUGCAGUUCUACACGCAGAUCAAGACCGUCACCCAGCAGUGGAAGGACCUGCCGGGCCAGGGGGUGUCGCUUGCCAUGCCCACGUCCCAGAAGCCGUAG